Molecule: messenger RNA, 406 nt
Organism: Bursaphelenchus xylophilus (pine wood nematode)
Lineage: Eukaryota; Metazoa; Nematoda; Chromadorea; Rhabditida; Aphelenchoididae
Source: the annotation of a GenBank genome assembly
AUGCGUAAUCUGGGCCUACACGACAGGUCUCUGUACUUGUUUGUUUUUGUGACUACUUUUAUGGUGAGCCAUUUUUAUUUCUGUAAAACGUAUUUUAGAUUAUUGCACUCAUAUAUGCCCUCUACGAAUAUCUUAAAAGAAGACGGAAAUCGUUGAUCCAAGCCAAUGAAAGGGCAAAAUCCGAUGAAAGUCAACAAUCCCUGAUUAAAAAUUGGGUUAACUUCCAUCAAGGACACCUUAGUUAUGUAUCUCAAUGGAGUUUUGAGGAAGAAUGUAUGACCGUACCGGUAAGGGGUAAUAUAUUUGCUUGUUUUUACAAUAAAAGUACAAUACCACUCCCAUUAAUCACAUAUAAUCUGUUUAGAAUCAGCAAACCCCCAAAUUAAACAGGAUUACGGUAGUCUAA